Messenger RNA from Cuscuta campestris, 877 nucleotides. NCBI's taxonomy places the organism in Eukaryota, Viridiplantae, Streptophyta, Magnoliopsida, Solanales, Convolvulaceae. The record is from the annotation of a GenBank genome assembly.
UUACCCACGAAUCCCAACUCUAUAUAAAAAAAAUCUCCAUAAUUUGAAGCUUUUGGCUCUCAUGAUGGCCCAUUUUGCCCUCUCCUUAGUUCUUUUCUUGGCUUUGGCUUCUACUUCAAGGGGAAUGUACUGUUUGUGCAAAGAUGGGAUUGCAGAGUCUCAGCUCCAGAAGAACAUAGAUUUUGCGUGUGGAAGCGGAGCGGACUGCGGCCCAAUCCUUCAAAAUGGGCCUUGCUUCAGCCCAAAUUCCGUGAAUGACCAUUGCAGCUAUGCUGUGAACAGCUAUUUUCAGAGGCAAAGCCCAUCUGGGGCUGAUUGUAAUUUCUCUGGGACUACUACCCUCAGCCCAAACCCGCCCGCUUCAGCUGCUGGAUCAUGUGUUUAUCAAUCUACUGCUGGGAAUAAUGGCACUCCGUGGAACACCACUAGCAGCACGCCCGGUCCGAUAGGACCGAUGGGCGGUGAACCGGAUCAUAACUCUGCACCGACUCUUUGCAAACCCACCCUCAUCUUUCUCAUCCUAACCAUUUUCUUUUCAAGCCUAUAAGGUAAGGUGAAUAUGAAGAGAAGGAAGAUUAUGGAGUAUAUUGUUAGUUAUUAGUAUUAUUAGUAGAAGAUCGUUAUUAAAAUUUCAAGUUUGACACCACGAGUGACAACUGUCGUCUGUGAAUUUGUUCAUACAUUUAUUCGUACGGACGGUUACAUCGUCGGUGUGAAACAAAUCACAAGACAAUGAUCAUUUGUGGUGUCAAAAAAUGGGAAGUUGUUGUAAAACCACUCUAAUUAGGUACCAUGUUUUUAUUGGCUUUGGUGGGUAAUGUUUGGUUCUCUUUCAUGUUAGUGUAUGUAUGUGUAUAAGUGGGGGAAUCAUGUGAUG